This is a messenger RNA of Blastomyces dermatitidis ER-3, 2356 nucleotides long. RefSeq names its product phytanoyl-CoA dioxygenase, variant. The record is from RefSeq and is a predicted model, not a curated record. Bases 1198 to 1869 code for a protein of 223 amino acids. NCBI's taxonomy places the organism in Eukaryota, Fungi, Ascomycota, Eurotiomycetes, Onygenales, Ajellomycetaceae. The transcript has 6 exons.
UCCAAACCGAGGGCUACUCGGGAACAGACGUUUAGCGCAACCUGCUUUGGCAAGCGUUGUCCGUGCUGGGCGUCUAUCCGAGAACGAAGGUCCAUGCCCAUGACCGGGAAUAUCAAACCCAUGUAUGGAGUUGCGGGCUCAAAGUGGUCAAGGAGCUGGAGCACUGAAGCACGACCUGGGUGGCCAACAUUUGCCUGGGCAACGCUGGAUUGUUGGAGGUGGUGUAGAACUCUGAACUCCUGGGAGCUAUCGUUCACGUUGAUAAUCUUUAGGGCCACAUUGGAGUAUUUACGUCCUAUUCGUCAUUUAGCUCCACCUCUGUUAUUCCAUUUACGAAGACGAAGUUAGCUAUACAGGUUAUCUCUCGCCAGCCAAACAGUUGCGAAUCCACUCCACCCAAGUUUAUGCAGAACACGGUAUCUACCGCCCUUAAACUCAUUCCCCAAUGUCACUGGAAAGUAGCGUCCCGUGUGAUAACCGUUUGGAUCCUCAACAUCAAUGGCACAUUCAUACACCGAGUUGUAGCAGUUGACAUGCUGGUGGUUGAUUACGUUAACGGCCAUACGGCCAUCCAAUCCUUGGCUCUUGUUCUAUUAUUAUUCCACAAGAAGUGGCUUAACUAGUUAAGUUAACUAGCUUUUAAGGCUCGCCGCCGCUGCAGUAAACUACCGUACCGCGAGCGGGCCUGGGGAUUUGGAUACCGAGGUAAAAUAACAGGUCGAUAGCCUGUGGGGAAAUCAUCCCGUCGAUGAAAUGCGGGGAUGGUCUCUGGAUGUCGGUCAAUUAUUCCUUUUAUUUACUUCCUGUUCUCAUAUUUAAUACGGUCGCUAUUCUCUACUAUUCCGCCGCAGCAUUGGGCAAUUUGAAUUCUGCUACGCUAUUUUUCCCGUGAGCGCUCUGAUAAUUUUCACUACGAAACUUCAAACUUGGCUUGCACCAUGGCUACACCUUCGCUAGAAGCGCAGCUCCAGGCGCUGGGCAUGAUGAAAGGGCCCCUGCCUGCAGACCCUGUUGAUCGGGCCAACGUGGAGCACUGUCUCCGUCACGGCUACGUCGUGCUUGAGAACUGCUUCACCACGGAAGAGGCGGACGCCGCAAAGGCUCAGAUCGACCGGCUAAGUGGCUCCGAUCCGAUCAAAGGUCGGAACGCGUUUGAAGGGCUAAAUACGAAUCGGAUAUAUUCGCUAUUGAACAAGUAUGUACAGUACAUACAUGACGAGAGCGUUCGACAAGUUCGCAAUGCUCCCUCGUGUGCUUACCUUGAAUGACUACUUCUUGGACACGGGGUACAAUAUCACUGCUUUUCAUACCAUCCAGAUCAACCCCGGUGAAGCCCACCAAGGCUUGCAUCACGAUGACUCUUUCUGUCAUGUCCCACGUCCACGUAUGCCACUGGGAAGUGCGAUAAUUCUAGCAUUCGAUGAAUUCACUGCCGAGAAUGGCGCCACACGCAUCAUCCCCGGUAGUCAUACUUGGGGGGCCGACCGGCGUCCAAAGUACGACGAGACUGUGCCGAUGACCUGUCCCCCAGGGAGCGUCGUCUACUUCCUUGCCACAACGUGGCAUUGUGGCGGACCAAACAACUCCCUUAACCCCCGAAAGAGCGCGACGGUCCAAUACUGCCAGCCCUAUGUCCGACCAAUCGAAAACCAAAUUCUUGCAGUCGACCCUCGAAGACUCACUGAGAUCCCACGACGCAUUGUUGAAAUGAUGGGAUAUCAGAUCCACGCACCCUUUAUCGGUUACGCGGACGGCUUGAAUCCUAUCACUGCGGUACGUAGGAUGGUAAACUGGCUUCAGGGUCCCCUGGACCCUAACCCCCCGACGUUUGCGUCCAAGGCAGAAAUUUCGGGAAAUGCUAAACUGUAAAUAACAACUGCGUGAUAGUUAAUAAGGCAUUUUAAGGGGAACAGUCCGCCUGCUCUAGAAAUUUUACUUCUGCUUUCAUCCUGUCCAUUAAACUUAUUCGUGGAUUUGUUCAUUUUCUCGAAAUUUCCUUUCUGAAAUAUGCAUGGACCGUUUUGCACCGGUAUUAAUCCUCCGCCUGAUUGUGCAGCGGACGUUGGGAAGCCAAGCACCAAGGGGAAUGAAUAUAUUUCUUGCUGCGAAAACGAUCGCGAUUAGAACCAGCUACUCACAAAUCACGGCCGUGGCGCCUUCAUAAAGGCGAAGCGUUAAUAUGUGUCAGUGUGACUUUUCCCUGGCUUCCAGGAACUAAUCGAACGCAGGAUAAGCUGUCUCUUGCCGCCGAUCGAAGUGGAUUGCGCUCUGAGAUAUCGACACCCCAUUCAUCAGGGAAUUCAACGGCUGGUGCCACUUUCCAAUAAGCGCAUGAAGUUCCAAUUUUAAAUUUUAG